This is a messenger RNA of Aspergillus alliaceus, 1668 nucleotides long. RefSeq names its product calcium-dependent phosphotriesterase. Lineage: Eukaryota; Fungi; Ascomycota; Eurotiomycetes; Eurotiales; Aspergillaceae. The coding region runs from base 8 to 1240 and encodes 410 amino acids. The transcript has a single exon. The record is from RefSeq and is a predicted model, not a curated record.
GCCAAGAAUGCCUCGACCAACAAAUCCCCACCGGGGUAGCUCCGACCAUCGACCGAUAUUAUGGGCUAUACUAGCCGCCAUAACCGCUAUAAUCUAUACAAAAUACAUACACGACAUCGUAUUCAUCACAUUCGGUGUCGGACGAGUCAUUCAACCGAUCGAAGACUUCCCUUACAAAUGUGAGCGUCUCCGCCACCCUCUCCUGGAAGGAUGCGAGGAUAUGUGGCUGGACCACAGCGGAAGAAAUCUCUAUGCGGCCUGUGCGAGUAUAGAAUCAAGGAAGGGCUGGUCUCCUGGUGGGAAUGCCUACAACAUCUCGGCCAGAACACGCACCGAUCAUAUCUCGGUCUUGAACAUCGAUCAUCCGGGGCCUGAUGGCUUCUAUGGGCUUCACUCGCUGGAGAUCGAGGAUAGCUUUCACGGGGACUUGGAUUUGCAUGGAUUUGACGUGCGCGAUAUGGGAGGGAAACUUCGAUUCUGGUUGAUAAAUCAUAAGCCGCCUGAGGAUGGUGUGACGGGUGAGGUCCUUGAUGCAACGCGGCUUGGGGCCAAUUCUACGGUGGAGAUAUUUGAUUUGAAUAGGGGAUCUACGAGACUGGAGCAUGUUAGGACUAUUGCUAGUUCUGCGAUUAUCUCGCCUAAUGAUCUUGCUGUGGAUGAUGAUGGGGUGGGAUUCUUGAUAACCAACGAUCAUAAUACGAAAGUUGGUUUGUUUCGCCCAUUGACCAUGUUGUUUGGAGGCGGAAGUGUUGCGUAUUGCCGGUCUGACACGGGGAAAUGUCAUGUUGUUGCCGACAAAGACUUCCACUUCCCAAAUGGGGUUACCAAGGGCAACGACGGGCUCUUCUACGUCGCCCACUCAGCGAAGGGAAAAGUAACUGUUCAUCAAAUGGUUGGCGAGCAGCUCGUUCAGGUUGACGAAAUUCUCUUGCACAUUCCACUCGACAAUCUCUCUCGUGACUCGGAGGGUAAUAUUAUUGCUGCUGCAAUCCCUGAUUCUCUCAGAUUUGUGAAGUCAAUGCAUGACCCGGCAGUGUCUGCGCCUGCCGCUGCCUUUAUGAUACGCCGAGCUGACUGGCAAUCGAAUGAGAAUAGAGAGAACCCGUACGAGGUCAUAAAGUUGGUGGAAGAUAAGGACGGCAAAGUUCUGCCGACUACAACAGUUGCAAUUCGCGACACUAACUCACGUCGUUUGUUUCUUGGAGGAGUGGUUUCGCCCUUUAUCGGCAUCUGUAACUAGAUUGCUUCUACCUCGAAGCAUUAACAGUAUCCUUCUUCUACGCACUCCUGUGGCUUUGCCCACCAUGGGAAGGUGCUCAUUUUGGUCAUUGUAGACUGACCAUUUGUCUAAUCUCCUAGGCCAAAAAUCUCCACUACAUAUCUUGUGUGACGCUAGUAGUCGUUACGACACCGUAGUGUUGCUAUGUUGCUUCAACGUAAGUAGAUGAAUCCGAUAAGAAAUUGGUGACUUGCUUCAGUAUGUCUCGCAGUUGCCUAGAGCUACUUGCAUGACGGCCCUUAUUUCAUUCUAGGCAUCGUUUUGCCUACUGUGCCUCUAGAUCUCUAAAGGGAAUCUAUCCACGAGCCGAACGAUAUGGGAGAGCUUGGAAUAGAUAUUGAAGAACAGAGUAAGCAUGAUAGACAGCAGUUGCAUACGGACAAUCUAAA